This is a messenger RNA of Porites evermanni, 549 nucleotides long. The record is from the annotation of a GenBank genome assembly. NCBI's taxonomy places the organism in Eukaryota, Metazoa, Cnidaria, Anthozoa, Scleractinia, Poritidae.
AUGGACUCAUACAAGAUCGAUGGAGUAAGCCUACUCUCGAAUAUAGAGUUUUCUGAUGAGGGAAUCCGUGUAUGGACAGUGUAUGGCGUGGGAACCGGAAAGCUGAUAUCGCAGAUACCUGAGGCUCCGUUAUCAAACAGGCUACCGUCCUUGGUAAAACGCCAGGCGCACCCAAGCUCAUUCUCAUCGGGUGUGAAAAGACGAGCACAUGGCGCGCAUCCGAGUGGUAUCCGCAGCACUGACGAUAAGACCGAAACUGAAGAAGAGCACUCAGCAUCGCGCGAGGCACUGUUCACGUGUCCUGAGGAAGGUUGUACACAGACAUUCCUGAGGCACUCCUCCAUGAUGCAGCACUUGGAUUGUGGAACACACAAGCGCGCUUUAGAGAACGAGACACUCUUCGACAAACCUGCCCAACCGAUAUGCAGAACAACUCGAGGGGCAAGUCAUGGUGGUGCCAGUAGUCAGCACUGUCAGCACACGAGCAGGUCACACAGACAGCCAACCCAUGGGCUGGGCACUCAAGCCACGUGCUACACGGAGGACUAG